CACGAAAUAUUUGCAAAUAUUUACACUAGCAAAAAGCAAAAAUUCCUAUGAAAAAUUUUACUGUAAAAGAAAGUUUAAAACAAUCACAUAAAAUAAAAUGAUAUAUUUACACAAACUAAUUUGCGAAAUUUUACUGUCAUGAAGUCGUGAAUUCUAAAAGGUAAAGGAAAGAAAGUAUUAGUGGGAAAAGAAAGAGAUUGACAAAUUUAUAGAGACAUAAAUUGAGUUGAAGUCAGCGGCGGUAAAAUAAAGUUAAGCAACAAAUUAAGAGAGAAACAAAAUUUAAAGAGAGAAUCAAAAGAGAACCCUUUCGAUAUGCUAUUAUUUAAUAGACGCUGUUGAGUUUUUAGAGCCGUCACACAGCCGAAACAAAUAAAAUAAGCCAAGUUGUCUACAGUUUAAUGGUGUAUGGUCAAUUAUGGAAUGAUGCCGAUCGAUGGCGAUGGCGAUGGCAAUGUGGAUGGCAUGCGAUCGUCUCAUUUGCAUGAAGAUGAACACAAUAUUGACAGCCUAUCGAUGUCUCGAGUCGAAAUUGGAUCUAUUUUUGGUGGUUUGCUGUGCUGUGUGUGUCUACUUUGUGAUUUCGAUGCGGUCAUUGGCUGGAAAUGUUUGUUCAAAGAGUUUCCAGUGGACGCCCAAAGGAUAAGGGGAACCUGGUGGAUCUAUGGCACAAAUCCCGAGCCAACCGAUCGCUGCUACUUUGAAGAUCUGGAUCUCUACUGGACACGCAUUACGCAAACAGACUAUGAUAAUUAUGCCGUGGAGCUGCACUGCUCGCUGCCCUGGUUUCGUCAUCAAAUGGCCAUCUAUACCAGGGCUGCACAGCCCAGCGAUGAGGUAAUCAAUCAGGUGGAAAAAUACUUGCUGAGUGUGCGAUUAUCUCUGAAGCAUUUCCAUCUGGUUGAUAAGCUUACUUGUAGUAAUCAAUCCAAGGCGCCGAUUCAGCGUUGGCAUCUCUCGCGUUAUAUGCAUCUGGACUAUAAUCCAAAUUAUGUGAAACCUUUGGUCGUGGACGAAAAUAUCUGAGCAACUCUCUCACAACUUUCUUCGGCAUCUGCAACAUUAGCAUACAAGACUAUGCCAAUAUUUCGGGGGGCAAGCUUAUUAGCUCGCUGUGGUGACUUAUUAAACGGAAUUCGACAAAAUUAACACACACUGAAAGAAAACACAAUGUUGAAAGAAAAUGAAAGAGGAGGGUUUUUUUUUAAUUUAAAGUUUGAAACAAAAAAUGUUAAAUCACUUCAACGGAAAAAUAUGAAUUCAUUAAAUAAAUCCAAAUUAAAUUUAAUA
Messenger RNA from Drosophila sulfurigaster albostrigata, 1290 nucleotides. RefSeq lists its product as uncharacterized. The record is from RefSeq and is a predicted model, not a curated record. The transcript has 3 exons. The coding region runs from base 409 to 1026 and encodes 205 amino acids. Lineage: Eukaryota; Metazoa; Arthropoda; Insecta; Diptera; Drosophilidae.